Messenger RNA from Tyto alba (common barn owl), 1083 nucleotides. It is a transcript of the gene KLRG1, whose product is annotated as killer cell lectin like receptor G1. The record is from RefSeq and is a predicted model, not a curated record. NCBI's taxonomy places the organism in Eukaryota, Metazoa, Chordata, Aves, Strigiformes, Tytonidae. The coding region runs from base 508 to 1083 and encodes 191 amino acids. The transcript has 6 exons.
GGGCCAGGCCCGCGGGCUGGGGCUCUCCCGGUGCCGGUGCGGGAGGCAGCGAGCCCGGGCACUCGGUUCUUUCUCCUCCUGGAAGCCGAACUCCCACCUCUGGCCCUCGCCUGCAGGCAGGUGGCCGCCUCAGUGAAGGUGAAAGGCUUCCCCGCGUCGCCGGGCCGCUGCCUGCCUUUCCCCUUGCUCCGUCUGUUGAAGGCAGUGGCGGAUCAUCGCUGCGCUUGGGCUUUGCCACCCCCCGCCAUGUCCCUCCGGGGUGACCCCUUGUUAAACAAGGGAGACGGUUGUUCAUAAAACUGCUUUGUGUGGCCUCGAUCCUUCGGAUUUCGUCCCCGCCUGACUACUGUUCUGUUCCACUUUGGAAUAAAGGUUUCUCCUCCAGCUUCUGCAAGCUUUGACCACUGCAGGGGAAUUCCAGGUUCAGCUGAUCGUGCACAAGGUGUUGAUCCCUGUCACUCAACAGCCUGAUUGGAACAUCUUGUCAUAUGUACUCCUUGCUCUGACAUGGAGGGAAGCAGAUCAGAAACUUCUGCAGCUGAAGUGAGUGAGGAAAGAAUUUAUACUUCUGUCAAAUUCUCCGACUCCUCCGCUGAGGGACAAAGCUGCAUGGGGAAAAGAGCUCCCUGUCUGUGGCCAGGAGUUGUGCCGGGCUUGGCUACAGGCUUUGGGAUACUGAGCAUCUCCCUAGCAGUGGCUUUGAUUUGGAAGAUGAGUAACUCCCACCUACACUGCCCUGAGCAGUGGGUGGCCUACAGAGGGAGCUGCUACUCCUUCUCCAAGGAGAAGAAAGACUGGCAUUCCAGCCGGGAAUCCUGUCGGGCACGGGAAGCUCAUCUCUUGGUGAUCAGCGAUACCUGGGAAAUGGACCUGUUCAAGAGUAUUCAAACAGGAUGUUUCUGGACUGGACUGAGGAACAAAACAGGCUCUGGAUGGAAUUGGGAAGAUGGCUCUAUAUUCAGUGGCAAGAAGGUCCUCUCUAACAGCCCUGUGCAACAUUGUGUUGUCCCAAUGAAAGAUCACUUUCAGGCUUCCAGCUGUGCAUUUCAUGCUCCAUGGAUCUGUGAGAAAUCUUGUAGAUAA